Molecule: messenger RNA, 1260 nt
Organism: Siniperca chuatsi (mandarin fish)
Lineage: Eukaryota; Metazoa; Chordata; Actinopteri; Centrarchiformes; Sinipercidae
Gene: pacrg
Product: PARK2 co-regulated
Exons: 5
Coding region: 137-823 (228 amino acids)
Cellular component (GO): cytosol; neuron projection; vesicle
Molecular function (GO): Hsp90 protein binding; Hsp70 protein binding
Source: RefSeq, a predicted model, not a curated record
AGUUGCAUAGCAACCACUACAAAAAACAACUGGCGUCACGUUUUGAGAGCCACACAAAUAUUAAUUAGUUAGCAACAUUGCUCUUCAUUUUCGGUUUGGAUUCUCCUCGUCAUUUUACAAGACGAGACCUGUGGAUAUGUUGAGGAACAAGAGGGAACUAAAAACACAAGGCUUCACCGUGAAGGCCAAUAUGAAGAACUCCGUGGUGGUGGGUCCCCCGGCUGCAGGGGCUUUUCGGGAGCGCCCUUCCAAACCAACUACCUUUCGCAAGUUCUAUGAGCGUGGCGAGUUCCCAAUGGCGCUAGAGCAUGACACCAAAGGAAACCGCAUUGCAUGGAAGGUGGAGAUUGAGAAGCUGGACUACCAUCACUACCUGCCUCUGUUCUUUGAUGGAUUAUGUGAGACUGUUCAUCCGUACGAGUUCUUCGCCCACCAGGGAGUCCAUGACAUGCUGGAGCACGGAGGCCCCAAGAUCCAGCCCGUCAUUCCCCAGCUCAUCAUCCCCAUCAAGAAUGCCCUGAACACAAGGAACCGUCAGGUAAUCUGCACCACCCUAAAAGUCCUGCAGCAUCUGGUCAUGUCUGGGGACAUGGUGGGAGAGGCUCUGGUGCCCUACUACAGGCAGAUCCUCCCCAUUCUCAACAUCUUCAAGAACAUGAACAUCAACUCUGGAGACGGCAUCGACUACAGCCAGCAGAAGAGAGAGAACAUCGGUGACCUGAUCCAGGAAACUCUGGAGGUGUUUGAGCGCUACGGCGGAGAGGACGCCUUCAUAAACAUCAAAUACAUGGUGCCCACCUACGAGUCCUGCAUGAUCAACUGAGGGGGUGUGGGGUCUCCCUGACAUUGCACAGACUCUUGACUUUACCUCUUUGUCAGUCCUUCUUUAUCUGCCCCCCACCUCUAAAUAAAACUCUUAUCUUAUCCCUGUCUUUAUCCAAGCCCUCCCCUAAUCUCAACUUCACUCCAUUUGUUCUUUUUUUGUUUCUGAACUGAUCUCUUACCCCACGGACACCCAGCGUUCCUUCCUCUGCUCUGUUGUGCUCCGCUUUGCCGAGCACAAACCCUCUCCUCCUACCGCUCUACCCGCUCUGCUCUCUAGCAUAUCCUUUUAAACCCCUAUUAAAUUCAUAACAGCAAGUCAUGAGGUAUUUUGUCCAUCUGUAUCUGUGUGUUUAUUACUGUAACUUGUUAAAAGCAAUACAAGCUUGACAGAACAAAUUUGCCUUAUUAAAAUAUACCAGUAUGUUUAAUAUAUUA